Rotaria sordida is the source of this 1221-nucleotide messenger RNA. Lineage: Eukaryota; Metazoa; Rotifera; Eurotatoria; Philodinida; Philodinidae. The record is from the annotation of a GenBank genome assembly.
AUGGACACAUGGAAAUGGAUCGUCUGCACUGUCGGUGCCAUCGCUGUUUUGGCUGUUAUACCUAUUGGCGGAUUAAAGUCAGAACAUAAAAGGAAGUCAACAAGUGAAAGUAAUUUUCCAUCAACACCAGUCGAAUUUCGCGGUUUAUGGUGUGUAUCGCAGCAGAAAAUUGGCGGACAAAAUUAUUCUUUACAACUCGGUCAAGCAUUUUUCUAUAAUAAUGGAACAUUUACCAUGAAUUUUUUGAACGAUAUUUCCUAUACUUGGGUAAAUCAUUUUCUCGCAGUCAAUGAUACGGAUGGCAAGGGUACCUAUCAAGUGUUUACUGAUACCACUCAAGGUCCGGCUCAAUAUAUCAAUGUGAGCUCAUGCUUCUGGAGACGUCGUCUUCCCAAUGGAGAUCUCCUUUGGGGUCAACAAUCGAAUGGUACUUGUACGCCCACGUUCGAAAAUGAGACCGCUCCAUUAGCUACUGUCUACACGCGCAACAAUGCGCAAUGUCAAUUAUUCAAUGAUGAAGGUUCCUUCGAAAAGCUCACCAAUACACUCUAUGAGUCAGAGCUCCGUCGAUUUGAUCAAUUAUUGACACAGGAAAAACGAGAAGCCGUUGUUUUCUUCGGCAGCUCGUCGCUUGUCGCAUGGUCGACAUUAUCGCAAGAUUUUGCUGACGUUCCCAGUGGAGUUAUCAAUCGUGGUUUUGGUGGUUCGUCUCUGAAAGAAUGCUGGCAACAAUUCAAGCGUGUCGUUCUACCAUUGGAACCACGUGCAUUAAUUGUUUAUGCCGGUGAAAAUGACGUUGCCGGUGGUGUGAAUUCAUCAUCGGUUUUCUCGUACUUUCAACAGUUUAUUUUCACUGUUCGACGUUUCUAUCCAUCGUUACCCAUAGCCUUUAUUUCGCUCAAGCCAAGUCCGAGUCGAGUACAUAAAUUAGCAAUAAUGAACGAGACCAAUAAUCUUAUUCGAGAGUAUAUUCCAAGUUUGACCAAUGUACAAUACAUUGAUGUAUUCAGCCCAAUGCUCACAUCUGACAAUAAACCACGAGCGGAACUCUUCACUUCAGAUAAUCUACAUAUGAACGCAGAAGGUUAUGCCAUUUGGACACCAUUAGUGAAAGAUUAUUUGAAGGCGCAAGGAUUAGUAUCUGCAGCUGUUAGAAAUCAAUAUAAUUUGGUAUUAAUGACCUUUAUCGCAUUUGCCUUUCAUUAUGUUCUUUUUCGCUAA